CACACACAUACACACACCCUCCUCCCCCAUCGCUGCAGUGUCUCUUAACUGCCUUGGAGCUAACAAGAGGGGAAAUAGCACACCGACAAUUAUAAGAGGAGGGGAGAGCACGACACAACGAAAGAGUGCCAGUGAAUGAGUGCAUGUGUGAGAGGAGAAUCAGGCGGAUCUGAGGAUGUUGGUGAUUCAGGACUAAGGGGACGGAUCGCGUGCUCCCUCUGCCUCCCAAGCGAAUGUUUGUCUGCAGUGUUGCUGGUGAAUGGACGGCAAGCGGUGAAACGGAACAUGGGCCUUUAGCUGCCUCACUGGCUUAUGUAAGCAGGACGAUCUAGUACACAGCUCUAGUACACAGAACUAAGGUCUGACAUUCCAUCGGACGGGAAGUGUCCGAAGAAAAUUAAAGGAGGGAGUUGACAACAGAUGAAUCAGUCACAGAAAUACAGGGAAGCACACUGGACGCCAUGAGGGAGGAGAGCGAAGGAAUUUUACAGUUUCGACUUUCUCUCGAUGAACACUGACAAGUCCACUUAAAGCCUGCCGUGCUCAGGGGAGAGAGUCCCCUGAUAUGAACCCCAAAUCCUUGGGAUCUGGAAUGCAAACACGCCCUUAUGCCAGGGCCUGAGUGAGUCUUCCACCAUGUCAUGGUAGCAUUGUACGCCAAAACAUCAACCCUUAAAAAAAAUCAUAAACUGUAGACUUGGACAAUGCAUGUUGUGUAACGCCAAUCUGAAACUGGUUUCCAGCAAAAGCUUCCUCUAGUAUCAGCUCUACUGUAUCACCAUAUCUUUUUACAUUGGAUAUAUUUACCGUCCACUCUCCCACUUCCUGGGAUUACCAGCUCAAUUCCAGGUGCAGUCAACCAUGGGGUGCCGGCAGAGUUCGGAGGACAAGGAGGCCGCCCGGCGCUCACGUCGCAUUGAUCGACACCUCCGCUCAGAAAGCCAGCGGCAGCGGCGUGAGAUCAAACUUCUGCUGCUCGGCACCAGCAACUCCGGCAAGAGCACCAUUGUGAAGCAGAUGAAGAUCAUCCAUAGUGGAGGCUUCAACCUGGAGGCCUGCAAGGAAUACAAGCCCCUCAUCCUCUACAACGCCAUUGACUCGCUCACCCGUAUCAUCCGCGCCCUCGCCACCUUGAAGAUCGACUUCCACAACCCUGAUCGGGCUUACGACGCAGUGCAACUCUUUGCUCUCACCGGGCCUGCCGAGAGCAAGGGUGAGAUCACGCCAGAGCUCCUGGGGGUGAUGAAGCGCUUGUGGGCCGAUCCAGGUGUGCAGGAGUGCUUUUGCCGCUCCAACGAGUACCACCUAGAGGACAAUACAUCCUAUUAUCUAAACGACCUGGACCGCAUUUCUGCGCCCGAGUACAUCCCAACCAUCGAGGACAUUCUGCGCUCACGUGACAUGACCACUGGCAUUGUUGAGAACAAAUUCACCUUCAAGGAGCUCACCUUCAAAAUGGUGGAUGUGGGUGGCCAGCGUUCAGAAAGGAAGAAGUGGAUCCACUGUUUUGAGGGUGUGACUGCCAUUAUAUUCUGUGUGGAGCUCAGCGGCUAUGACCUCAAGCUUUAUGAAGACAACCAGACGAGCCGUAUGGCGGAGAGCCUGCGUUUGUUCGAUUCCAUCUGCAACAACAACUGGUUCACCAAUACCUCCCUCAUCCUAUUCCUCAACAAGAAGGACCUGCUGGCCGAGAAGAUCAAGCGUAUUCCACUGACGGUCUGUUUCUCCGACUACAAGGGGCAAAACACCUACGAGGAGGCGGCUGUGUACGUGCAAAGGCAGUUUGAGGACCUCAACCGCAACAAGGAGACCAAGGAAAUCUACUCGCACUUCACUUGCGCCACUGACACCAGCAACAUCCAGUUUGUGUUUGACGCGGUGACGGACGUGAUCAUCCAAAACAAUCUCAAGUACAUUGGACUGUGCUAGGACGAGGGGACGGGGGAGAGGGGCGGCGGGCGAGACAUAUGGAAAAAACCCUUGGCAAAUGACGGGGCCCGCCUGUCGAUCGAUCUGAGUGCCCUCAAAAAUGCUUGUUGAAACAGGAAACUCAGAUGAGGCCCAGAGGAAAGGGCUACAUGCUGCCAUCCUGCUAGAUUUAUCAAUGUCAAAAGCGUAAAGGUCAAAGGGGAUUUUACAAGGUUGGUAUAAAUGUGUUUGCACUGAACAUAUGAGUAUGUAGACACACACACACAUACACCAUCGUUACGUUUGUUCACACACAACGGACUACGGGAUCAGCCGUCAAGCACAUGUUUGACAUGGAAACACUGGAAACAGAUCUCCCCGCUCCUCUCUUCCCUGACAAACAGCAAGAAUUCCUUAACAUCCAUGAAAGGGAUAGUUCAUCUGAAAAUGUGCUCAUUUGCUCAUGUCAUUC
Molecule: messenger RNA, 2380 nt
Organism: Sinocyclocheilus anshuiensis
Lineage: Eukaryota; Metazoa; Chordata; Actinopteri; Cypriniformes; Cyprinidae
Product: guanine nucleotide-binding protein G(z) subunit alpha-like
Exons: 3
Coding region: 862-1929 (355 amino acids)
Biological process (GO): adenylate cyclase-modulating G protein-coupled receptor signaling pathway
Cellular component (GO): heterotrimeric G-protein complex; cytoplasm
Molecular function (GO): GTP binding; G protein-coupled receptor binding; GTPase activity
Source: RefSeq, a predicted model, not a curated record